AUAUUGGCGAUAGAGCUGCACUGAAAGAGCUGGAGAGCCCUAGACGCACUCAUCUCCGCGCGUCGCUCCACCAGGAAGCUCGCGCCUCAGUGACGUCCGUUCUCCAUCAGGUCUCGUAGGGAUCUUUGUUUUGCAUCGCUUCCCAAUUUGCAUUCGUUUCUCAGGUUUUCCAUACGACGCCCCAGCCGCCCGAAAAGCCCCGCGCAAACGGCGCGUGUACCUCCGCGAGCGCGCGUCCCCACCUUCAGCAUUCCAUCGUUCGAAAGAAUCCUGGAAAUUUUGUAUAAAUCGCCGGGUCUAGCGCUGCUACAAGAGGGAAAUUACAUGCGUGCGCCCAGCGUGCCGCGGAGACACGUGCGAUAGAGGUAAACAGCCGCCCGCGUCGCGAAACGCUCGCUCGACAGUCGCGCUUUUCACAUCGCGCUAUCGAUUAAAGAGGAUAUACAGUAGCUGCUGUUUGCGUGUCGGGUCAGUGAAUACAGCAUGUCUGAUGUGUUACCGUACAACGAGGACAAAAUGACUCAUUAUGGAAACGACGGGGACGAGGAACACCUUUCCCUCACCUGCCGACUCCUAGAUACCAACAACUUUUUCGCUGGUAACCAGAAUAAACGACCGCCAAAGCUCGGGCAGAUCGGGAGAAGCAAAAGAGUUAUUGAAGAAGAAAACGAUGGCGAAGCGUUGGAAAAGAGCACAGAGAAAUCGUCCUCAUCUGCGUGAAUUGGCCACUAAGAGACUUAACCUCCCGUGUCUAUAUCCAAAGACGUUUUGAAGAGGCACUCUCUCCCAUCUGACAACAAGCACUUCACACAUCCUUUCUUCAAUCUCCCUAACUCCAUUGUCCAGGGUUUACAGACUGAUUGGUGGACUGAAGCGGCGGUCCGGAAGAGUGGCGGGCCCAGGGGCUCGAAGGAAUACUGUGUUUUCCAAACUAUUCCGAGAUAUGUGCAAUGACAGAGUUGGGUCUCAUUAAAGAGGCCGCACUCUCUUUUAUUUUUGGUUAUAAUGAAGCAAUUAGAAAGACUGAGCAAAGUACCAUUAACAUCUAACCAGUAUCUUCCCCAUAACGUGUCGGUGCACGGUUAACCGAGUAGCCUGCUGGUGGUGUUAAUGGUAUGCAAGCAAUGGUGAUCUUUCUUCCACGGUGGACCUUUAAAGGGGUUCCACUAUGUAUGUAAAAAAAGCUAUUUAUUAAAUCUUUGGAUACAUAUUUUGCAGUGUUGAAGGUUGAGCAAACGUUUUAUAUAGAACGAUGACGAGAAGUGAUUUUGCUUUCGAUUAAUGUUUUGUAUGUAGCUUAACUGUGAUUCUCGUGAUCUGCUUUAAUGGUGAUUUCAUUUCAAUCGUUUGAUGUUCGUUUGCUAACAGGUAAAAUCUGGAAUGUCAGUUGAACUACAGUAAUCUUACAGUUGCAUUAUUAUUAUUAUUGUACAACUAUUUACUGUAAAUGUGCCAAAUGAUCCUGACAGAAAUCGAUAUUUCUGUGCUUUCUUCACGUGCACAGUUUUAUUAAUAUUUGGUGGUCAUGUUUACAGGGCUCUUUCAUACUUGUGAUGUAUUUUAGUCAUGCAUGACGAACCUCAAGACCUCAAGAACGUCUUCUUGAUUACCGUAUUUAUCUCGCAGAACAUUUCUACAGAAUAUCUGUUAUAAUAAAGAUUUCGAGAAACGUUAACCUUGUUUUUGUGACAGAUCCAUAGACCGGCUAACGCUCAGUUUAGCCCGGUUAAAUCUGUGUGUGUGUUCUCAAAUCCAAGGGACGUGACAUUUCCCCCUCUGCCACAAGCUUUAAAUGAUUCAUGCUUUGGGAUGAGCAUUGUCAAGGCACACCAUUUUAAAUCCAGUCCACCGAGAUCGUGGAAAUCACGUGGCGUGUCAGUGCAAAUAUUACAUGCAGACUGUACAUGAGUUUCCCAAGGCUCUUUCUAGCAGUCUAGAGGUACGGUUAAUAAAACGCUGGCUGGAUGGGCUGCCAUGGCAACAGAUUCACCUUGCAUGCAGAACCCACUGAAAUCUCACAUGUGUCCACUAGGGAAGCCACACAGCAGUAUGCGGAGGAAACACUGUUCAGCUCCAAUCAUAAACUAUUGCAUUAUGUAAGUACAAAAAAGACUUUUGUGCUCAUGCAGAAAUGUAGCUAUAAACCCUAAUUGGGUUGGAUUUACAUAUAAAAGCCAAUAAAAUGGCAUUCCCUAAAAAGCAAAGGUUGCGAUACAAAAUGGUGCAUUGUGCAUUUUUAAAAUGUCACAAAUACCAGGGAAUACCGUAAAAUGAGGAUGUGAAUAGUCCGAUUAUGUAAUGCACACGGGAAGUCAGCCGGUGACACAGGCUGGUGUAUGGUAGAGGCAUGCAAAUACGCAGGCUUCUAGUGCAAUUUGCAUUUCGUUUGGCUUUGUUCAAUGGGGGCUCCUGCUUUGGCUUUUAUGGGAGUGCCCUGUCCACUGGCAAUGUGACUCACACGUUAAAUUGAACCAUGGGAGGGGGCUGAGGUCAGAAUAGGGAAAUGUUUGCGGUGGUUUUGGACAUGACCUAUGGAAGGUUUCGUACAAUUCAAGACUUGUGGAAUCAAUAGUCAAGUAUGAAAAAAUAUGCUUUUGGGGGGAUUUUUUUUAACAUGGUACCCAAAGUAAUUUGUGUUUAUGCUAAUGGAAGGACUUUGUUUUUCCAUUUUAUCCAAAGUGACUUGAGCUUUAGGAACAUUGAUACCCAAUGGCCACCUGACCACAUUAUAUCAAGUCAAUAUAUCAUACUAGCAGUAAAUGAUUGAUGUCAGACGUCAUGUCACACAGUCAGCCCGUAUCUACAUGAUAAGCGAUUAUCUUCUGGUUUUAUUUCCGUAUCGAUGAUACUGGUGGUGUGCGGUGUGGAUUUGUUUGGAGGGCUAGUUGUUAUUUUGUUGGGAGUCUGAGUCAGAGAAGCUCACUCAGUAUGUACACCAUGCACACCAGAAGGCGACAUACACUGUUGGCUGACUGGGCUGUUUCCAUGGUUACCAUUACAGGUUUUUGCUCUCUUUGCUGCUGCAAGUCGUCAGUGUACGAGAAUGUUUCGGAGAGUGAUUUUUGAUGCAGAGGCUUGGAAAGAAAGCAGCCGGACAUAUGCAUCGUGCGUUCGUUCCUGUAGAGUAUUUGUGGAAAACUUGUCGGUCGUAGUUUACCAAUCCAAAUAUGAUGUAAUAGAGCCACUAAUUGGAAUAUAGAAAAUCACAUUGCAUAGCACGAUUUGGCUUUCCACUGCGGGUGAUGUAACACUAUUGUGCGGUUCCACGGAAACCAUUUAAAAUGCAUCAGCCGUCUACAGCCGUACGCACACCGUGAACAAAUAUUCCACUGCAGAAGCAAAGCCUUGCCGUAGUAGAGGUCACUUCACAAUCUAUUACAUGCAGAUCGUGUUCGGAAGGGAACGGGGUGGGUUCUUUGUCUCUCUGUGCCAAAGAAACACAGUGUAAAAGCCCUGGGCAACAUGGCUGGUAACUGUGUAAGUGAAGCUCUUGAAUAAAAUAUGUUGGUUCAGAUGGAAAUACACCAUUGGUCAGUGGGUUAGACCCACAUUGUCCUUCACAAAAACAAACUGGUAGGGCAUUGACUCGGAUACAGGAGCCAGAUUCAGGGAUGAAAACCAAAUAACUACUAUUGCAUUUUCAUAAAAAUGAAACUUUUCAUAUCACUUUCUUUUACUUGUCAUCUUGCAAGUAGAUCAUUAUUGUUUCUAUACAUAUCGUGACCUUUUAAAAUAAUGUAUUUUUCCAGUUGAGGGAGAACCAAUCAGCUAUUGAGUAUCAGCAUUAUAAAGAAACUAAUGUAUUAUUAAGAACAUAAUAAAGUAGGACGGGGAAUGUGUUAUAGGAGAAUGAUUGCCUAUCUCUAAACACAAUAAAGCACUUAUCUCUGGAUACAAAAUGCUCUGGUACAGGGCCUGUGUGUGACAUUAACUAGUACAAAGAGAACUUCUGAUGUUUUCCUCAUUUAUUUGUGAUGACAUGAGAGGUCAAACAUUAAAUUUGCUAAUAAAAUUUGUGUAGCUACUC
Molecule: messenger RNA, 4027 nt
Organism: Misgurnus anguillicaudatus (oriental weatherfish)
Lineage: Eukaryota; Metazoa; Chordata; Actinopteri; Cypriniformes; Cobitidae
Gene: camk2n1a
Product: calcium/calmodulin dependent protein kinase II inhibitor 1a
Biological process (GO): negative regulation of protein kinase activity
Molecular function (GO): calcium-dependent protein kinase inhibitor activity; protein kinase binding
Source: RefSeq, a predicted model, not a curated record